CUGAGUGCCAAAAUUCUAACCCGUCGCGCCAGACUACUCACUCACUUCUUCCCACGGUGGCAUCUCGAGCUCUCACAACGAAUGGAGCUAAUCGUGAAACUGAAUACUCGGUUUCACACCUUUUCUCCUUCUCUUUCAUUUUCCCUUUUCUUUCUCCUACCGUCUUUCUUUUCCUACAGUCCACGAUAACUCCCGCCAACAUGGCCACCUGCAACGCUGCAAAGGACAUCUUCGUCCUCGUGUCCAUCAUUCAUAUCUCGAAGUUAGAGAUCACCACAGAUCUUACCAACAAGAUCGUCGAGCUGUGGCCCACUGAGCUCGGUGUUGCUCCUGCCAAUGGCGAAGAACUGAGACAACACAUCGUCAAGAUCAGCCAACGGUUGAUUGACAGUGUUUCUCCCGCUGCAUCUGUCGCUGUCAACGAGGACUCUGGUGGCGCUUCUCUCAGUGACGCCAUCGUGGUCAAGGAUACUGACGACGAUUUCGACGUCGUCAUCCAUCGUCCUAUGCCUUGCAGAUUCAGAGUUCCUCCUGCUGCGUCGCUCGUGACUCCUCAAAGCAUAAAGGAAAGAUAUGCUAUUGAACGCUCUUUCCAGACUGCAGAGUACAAAUCUCUGCCCCCGGCGCCCCGUAGCCUUGACAGGCCUGCCGCUGCCACGCCCCAAAAGACCACCAAGCAAUUCGACCGUGGCAAGAACAGUGCUCGCUGCCCCUCGACUGCCGGAAAGCAGGGCAAUGGUCCUGCCACUCCUGUCAGCCUCGACAAGCCUGCCAUCGGCUGCAAGACCAGAAUGACCGACCUGAGAGUCACGUCAGACAAGGUCCUCAGGAUGAAGUCUCUUCGUGGCGACUCUGCUUGCAAAUCCUCAAAGGUCACCGAGGAGACUGUUAUCGACGAUCUCGAAUCUGAUAAGGAGACCUCCAACACCCCCACUACAAUCACGACCACUCGCAAGCGCCGUCGUGGAAUCAACUACAAGUGGGUCCCCUAGAUCGAAGUCCUCGACGGUAAAGCCUUCGACGGCAAAGACGAGGGAUAUUCUAUGGAGGAAGGCAGCGAGGAUGAGAGACCCGACAAGAGAUUUGCCAUGUUCUAUCCUACAGUCGCCACACCUUCGAAGCCCCAGAGAAAGAGAUGAAGGAAUCAGGUGUACUCACCAACUGGUGGCAGGACCGAUUUGUGAAGGAAUGAGCGUUGUACAAUUGUGCAGUGAGAGCGGACUUUUGACCAAGAUGGCCUUGGAAAUGUUCUUAAAUACACGAAGCAACGACACGAACAGGAGAAGGCAACGCAAGGAGUAA
Messenger RNA from Aureobasidium subglaciale EXF-2481, 1302 nucleotides. RefSeq lists its product as uncharacterized. The record is from RefSeq and is a predicted model, not a curated record. Lineage: Eukaryota; Fungi; Ascomycota; Dothideomycetes; Dothideales; Saccotheciaceae. The transcript has 4 exons. Bases 201 to 992 code for a protein of 263 amino acids.